UGGGAGGCUGUGGUGGGCCAUGCGUCACUUCCCGCCCCGCCCUCGCCCUGUGGGAAAGGAGCCGUGGAACGUCCUACACGCGGGAGGUGCAGACGGUGCUGUCCGAGGGGUCCGAAGAAAAAAAUUAGCAUCAGAGCAAAGAGAUCUUACAAGACUUGAUGGUAGCUGUGGAAUCCAAGAUGGAAGAACAAAACUCAGCUGGCCCCAUAGCAGGAAGAGACUCUGAUACCAUCCAUGCUGAAAGCAGCAGGGAAUUCUGGAGGGGAACUUUGCAGAAAGUCCUGGGAGAGAACACUACCAGCUCAGAUGCACAGCACCAGCACUUCAGGCAGUUCUGCUACCGGGAGGCUGAGGGGCCCCGAGAGGUAUGCAGCCAACUCUACCAUCUUUGCUGCCAGUGGCUGAAGCCAGAGAGGCACACCAAAGCUCAAAUGCUGGACCUGGUGAUCCUGGAGCAGUUCCUGGCCAUCCUACCCCCAGAGAUGGAGAGAUGGAUUAGAGAAUGUAGAGUGGAGACCAGUUCCCAGGCAGUGGCCCUAGCAGAAGGUUUCCUCCUGAGCCAGGCACGGGACAUAAAGCAGGAAGAACAGCUGGCGAAAGUGUUUGCUUCAUCCUUGAAGCUCCAAGGGGCAGAGCAGGGAAUGUUAGCCAAAGUGGCCACCAGUUUCCAUGAGGCAGAGAAGGCUCCACCUGGUGCCAAACCACAGCCCAUGUUCAAGUGGAUCGUGCAGGAGGAUGAGAGAGAAGCCACCUCUCUAGGCAGCGGGAUGACCCUGGUGCUUCAUCCAAGGCCCCCUCCCCCUCAUGCUGGGAUGGAAGCGGUUGCUGUGGCGUCCCCAGAGCAGGGUCCAGUGACCUGGGAAGAGGUGGCCGUGUACUUCGCGGAGGAGGAGUGGGCUCUGCUGGAUGCUGACCAAAGGGCUCUGCACAGAGAAGUCAUGGAGGAGAAUUCUGGGCUUCUGGCCUCCCUGGGUGAUGGGAGGGAGAAGGAGAAAAAGGAUGAAGAGCAGAGGAGGAAAACUGAAGCCAGUCAGAAGGGGAGAAAGGAAGCCCUUAUUCCUGAUGGGGCUGAUUUUCAUGAAGUUCCAGUGCAGCAAGAAGGCCACAAAGCAACCAGCAGAAAUGAAUUUCCUCCAUGUGCAAAAACCUUAGCCAGUAAACCAAACCUUAGCACACCUCAAAGGACUCCUGCAGGGGAGACACUGUAUAUAUGUGCAGAGUGUGGAAAGAGUUUCAGCCACAGUUCAAGUUUUGAUUAUCAUCAAAGAACCCACGCAGGAGAGAAGCCAUUUAAAUGUUCAGAGUGUGGAAAGAGCUUCAGUCAGAAGAAAAACUUUACAAGGCAUCAGAGAAUCCACACAGGGGAGAAGCCUUAUAAAUGUUCAGAGUGCGGAAAGAGCUUUUCUCGGAAGAUCCAUCUUACUAGUCAUCAAAAUAUCCACCCAGGGGAGAAACCACAUAAAUGCUCGGUGUGUGGAAAGAGCUUCACUCUCAGUUUCCUUCUUACUUCACAUUACAGAACGCACACUGGGGAGAAGCCAUUUUCAUGCCUAGUGUGUGGAAAGAACUUCAGACAGAAUUCAGACCUCACUCAACACAAAAGAAUUCACACAGGGGAGAAGCCCUAUACCUGCUUGGUGUGUGGAAAGAGCUUCAGCCAGAGUUCAAGCCUGAAUCAACAUCAAAGAGUCCAUGCAGAAGAGAAACCCUAUACAUGUCUGGAAUGUGGAAAGAGCUUCAGCCACAGCACCAGCCUUACUUGCCAUCAAAAAACCCACACAGCAGAGAAACCUCAUCAGUGCUCAGAAUGUGGAAAGAGCUUCCGCCGCAGCUCAAGUCUUACUUACCAUCAAAGAACCCACACAGGAGAGAAGCCCUUCAAAUGUUCGGAGUGUGGAAAGAGCUUCAGUCAGAAGGUAACCCUUGAACGACAUCAGAAAAUCCACACAGGGGAAAAGCCAUAUACAUGCUCAGAGUGUGGAAAGAGCUUCAAGCUCAGCAUUACCCUCACUUUACAUUACAGAAUCCACACAGGGGAGAAGCCAUAUAAAUGUUCAGAGUGUGGAAAGAGCUUUUCUCAGAAGAUACAGCUUACUAGUCAUCAAAGUGUCCACACAGGGGAGAAACCACAUAAGUGCUCAGUGUGUGGGAAGAGCUUCAGUCUCCGUUUCCUUCUUACUUCACAUUACAGAAUGCACACAGGAGAGAAUCUGUUUACAUGCCUAGUGUGUGGAAAGACUUUCGGGCAGAAUUCAUACCUUACUCAACACCAAAAAAUUCACACAGGGGAGAAACCCUAUACCUGCUUGGUGUGUGGAAAUAACUUCGGGCAGAAUUCAGACCUUACUCAACACCAAAGAAUUCACACAGGGGAGAAACCCUAUACCUGCUUGGUGUGUGGAAAGAGAUUCAGACGGAGUUCAAACCUGAAUCAACAUCAAAGAGUCCACACAGGAGAGAAGCCAUAUAAAUGUUUGGAAUGUGGAAAGAGCUUCAGCCAGAGCUCCAUCCUUACUUGCCAUCAAGAAACCCACACAACAGAGAAAUUGCAUCAAUGCUCGGAGUGUGGAAAUCGCUUCCGUCAGAAGAAAAACCUUAUAAGGCAUCAAAAAAUCCAUGCAGGAAGGCAUCCUAUAAAUAACAGGAAUGCCUGGGGUGUGGAAACCAGUUGUGAUGGACCACAGAUCUUAGGAACAUAGGAAGCUGCCUUAUACCAAGUCAGACCAUUGGUCCAUCUAGCUCAGUAUUGUCUACCAUGGCUUCUCUAAGGUUGCAGACAGGAGUCUCUCUCAGCCCUGUCAGGCUGAGGGUGGGAACUUGGUCCUUUCUGAAUGCAAGCAAACAGGUGCUCUUUUCAGAGCAGCUCCAUCCUAUAAGGGGAAUAUCUUCCAUGCUCACAUGUAGUCUCCCAUUCAAAUGCAAACCAGGAUAGACCCUGCUUAGCUGAGGGGACAGUGCAUGCUUGCUACCACAAGGUCAGCUCUCCUCCCACAGACCAGCUCUCUCUUUUUCUCCACAUUCCCACAGACCUUCAUAUCCAACGAUUCACAUGUAGGCAAUGUCUCAGAAAUAGAAGGAAGCUUGACCAGUCUUUUAGUACAAAAGGUUUUCUUGCCUUCACACGGAUGGAUUUGUAUCUAUAGCUCCUAUUGCAAAAGCAGAAUGCCUUAUGACACAUCCAGCCCUUGUUAGCUAUUUCCUAGCCAUAAUCAUUCAUUUUAUGUGACAUCAUUCAGUUAGGUGAUUUAAUACUACCCACUCACUCAAGUGAUGAAACUCUCCAGAGGCUGCGCUACAGAUUUUAGUUCUCUUUUGGAGGAAUAUUUAUGGGGUUUCAUGAUUUUAAAAGCAACACCAGAAUUGUAGAAUGUUAAGGUUGGAAGGGACCUUGGGAGUCUUCUAGUCCAGACCACCUGGAAGCCAGGCCACCUGGCCCAAUCCCUGCCACCUGGCCAGGUAGUAACACAGUCAUUGUGACUCUGUGUUGAAAUAUCUUGUUUGUUAUCCCUCUCUCUCAUUUUACCUGUAGACACUGAUUCCUUAAUAAAUCUUAUUUUACUUUUCUAUUGAACUCAUGUUUUGGAAAUGCUAUAUGCAAACACUACCAGACUAUUGGUUUAUGUAGCUGUUUUGAAACCACCUAAAUCAAAUAAAUACUUGCUUUGAGGACACUUCAGAAGGA
Messenger RNA from Hemicordylus capensis (graceful crag lizard), 3682 nucleotides. RefSeq names its product zinc finger protein 271-like. Gene Ontology annotation, biological process: regulation of transcription by RNA polymerase II. Gene Ontology annotation, molecular function: DNA-binding transcription factor activity, RNA polymerase II-specific; RNA polymerase II cis-regulatory region sequence-specific DNA binding. NCBI's taxonomy places the organism in Eukaryota, Metazoa, Chordata, Lepidosauria, Squamata, Cordylidae. The record is from RefSeq and is a predicted model, not a curated record. The transcript has 6 exons. Bases 159 to 2699 code for a protein of 846 amino acids.